GGUAGGCUCAGGUAGCUUUGGCGGCGGCAGGGCUGCGGCUGCAAAGGCCGGCCUGGCGGGGCGAGCGCGGGCCGCGGAGCAGGCCUCAGGAAGAGGCCCCUUCUACGAAUGCCCUCAUGGAGGCAUUGGCUACAGUGUCCGAAUCUUGGAAAAGAAAGCCCCUUUCUCAAGGUGAAAGGAGUGUUGUGAACUUCUGAGGGCCUGAUCGAUAUUGGUGAACCGUUUGAUGUAAAAGACUUGACUCCAUAAUCUUCCAUCUGCCCUAAUGCUGUCAUCCGGAGUAGAGACUCAGCCAGUUCCACUUGAUUCCUCCAUGUCUGCCGUGGUACAGGAAUUAUACUCUGAACUCCCUGUGAGUGUCUCCAAAGAGCUUCAUGCUGACCCUGAGCCAAGUGUGAUUCCAGAUGUAAAACCCGGAGCCUCAAGCUCUCUUAUAAGUCAGAGUAGGGCAGUGCCCUUGGAGCUGCAGAGGACUCAUGCGGAAAGUUGUUAUGAAGAAACUUCUGGCACCUUGGAUCAUGGGGGUGAACCUGGGCGGUGUGGGCUGGUGGACUCCACAGCAGGAGGUUCUGUGGCUUCUGGGAUCUUGGAUAGGGAAGAGAAAACCAAGAGCAUGGAGCUAAAGGUCUUCAGAGAUCAAGGGGACCAGGCGGAAAUUGUAAGAGACCCCUGUGAGGGAGCAAAGGAAGACCCACAUCAGCAUUCCACAGCUGCUGAAGAAAAGAUCAGCUUAAGUCAGGAAGACCUCCUGAUGCAGUCAAGCAAAGAAUGUUUAUGCACGGGCCUCCCUGAAGACUGUCUGAGAAGUAAAGAGGAGGAAACUGAAACUCAGAGAGAAGGAAAUGUACAAAUUACAACUGGAACUCUUCUAAAAUCUACUGAAGUACAAGGUAUAAAGGUCAAUGGUACUAAGACGGAUUAUAAUGAAGGACACAAGAAUGGCAAUGUGAGUAAAGGUCUCUCAGCUGGGUUCAACGAAUACCCAGAAAUAGACAAAAUCAUGGCCAGUGGUGAGGUUUCAGAAACCAGCACAUUAGUUUCCCUAGAGCCUUUAACCUUUGUGGACCCUGGAUUAACAGAAGCAACUUCUAAAGAAAAAGAAUGUGAAGAAUUAAAAACUUGUCCUUCUUGGUUGUCAUUGUUACCAGGGAGCAGUGCCAUUUCCAAAGUGGACAGUGGGAAGGAAGAGGUGUGUAAGUUAAACCUUGUCUGUGAAGCAGAUGACAAUCACCAACAGAUUCUCAGCCACCAUAAUGAAAAACACAGUUCUUCUCAUGGCAGUCCCAAAGCCACAAGAAAUGUAGUUGUUACAGAACCCUUAGGAGAAAACUCUGGCAUUUCCUAUUUCUCUUCAAGUUUGUCUGGUUCACAAUCCAGAACACCAUCCUUAGAAACAUGUGGUUUUAAAGAUGAUGGCUUGCCAAAGGGAUCUGCUGAAAAGACAGGCAGUUCCUGUUUUGAUGGGGACGAUCAAAGCAAGAACGUGGCUACUAGAGAAGAAAAUGAACAGUUUUUGAACCCCAGGAGUGAAAGAGGGGAACUCUUUCUUGUUAACGCCAGGCAACCAGAAGAGGGUGCUAGCAGUCACUGUCCUGGUGAAAAAGAGACUGUUGCCUCCCGCAAAGAGAAUAUCCAUGGUAACUCUUGUGUUCAAGGCAGUAUCCAGACAGACAGCUCUAGUUCUUCAAUGCCCGGUUCUUUCACUGAAGCCACGGAACAAAUGUUUAAAAAAAAUGAUCUGAAAAUCACUCUAGACAUUCAAGAUAGCUUGAAAAACCAUGAGGACCAUAGAGAAACUUCUACUGAUAUGAGCCAUUUAGGCAAACACUCUGAAGAGAGCAGCUUUUCCUCCUUAAUGCCGAUUAAAGAGCCAGAACAGACAACCACUAUAGAGCCCAGUACGAUAACUGAAAAGAUUUACAGUAAAGACUCUAACUCAUUCCGCUCCCAGAGAAAUCUGGAAGGCGACACCCAGUUAAGUGAAGCAUCAUAUAAUGAAUUUCUGAUUGAAAGAAAAUCCCUUGUGAGUUUAAUGCGUGAGGACCAGAUAAGUCCUGUGAAUGAGGUGUCAAAACCCAAGAAAGAUACUGCUCAGUUACCACCAUCCCUAGAAUUUGAUUACAAACCCAAGUCAGAACAAGCUAUACAGACCGCACAGGACGAUAGUUCACAUUUAGAUGAACAGAACAUUGCCUGUGAGAUGAAUGAACUUCCUUGUACCAAUGAACUGGUUGUAAACAAAAUAGAAAGUGAAUGUGUUUUAAAUCAAGUGCCCCUUAAUUCUCAAGACCACGCUAAGUUGCCAGCUCGAAAAAAGAUGCCUUUAGCAACAAGCGAGGAUUCCCAACAGAGCCAUCACCCUCCAUUAGAGGAUGGAGCAGAUGUCAUUGCUGAUACCCAAACCAUUUCCAUGAAGACAAAAAUGAAAGAUGUCUCUCCAUCAGGUGACAAAACUUGUGGUGCCUCUUCAAACAAUCCCACCUUAAACAUCAAACCAGGAAGCCUAGAAAGAAAAAAAGUGACUGAUUCUGGAAUAGUUGAUCUACAUUCCAGACUUCCCUCAAGGAAGAAAGAAGCAGCAGGCUUGCCUCAAGAGGUCACUGUUAGGGAAUAUCAAAGUGUUCAAUCUCAGGAUCUCUCUAGCUGUCCUCAUGUAAGUAAAAAUGCACAAAAAAAGAGUAUGUGUUCUGCUUGUGCUGCUUUUGAGUCCCACAGAAUCAUCACAAAAGUUGAAAACUCUUUGAUAACCAAGUGUGAAGAUGCAUUUCAGCUCAGCAGUCACCACUCGCAAGGAAGAGAAGACUCCACAGAAAGUAGCACCCACAAAGUGAGUUAUACUUCGGAGGGAAGUGAACUUUCUGGGGAAGAAACUAAAGGAGAUAAGAUGAGAAACAGAAUGGCAGCCGGCAUGUUAAAUAGUGAAGCUUUAGACAAGGCCAUUCCCCCUACUAGUCACAUGCAGCCCAGUGAGGAAUGGCUAGAAGGAAAGGAACGGGAUGUACCUAAAGAGACUGUGUUUUGCAAGUAUAACAUCUCUGAGUGUGCCACACCAGAACUAAACGUACCUGCAAACAUUCCAAGCCCUGAAAAAUUGUUGGACCAGUCUCCUACUAUUAUGUUCUCCAGUUUCAAAAACAGGAGCCAAGCAGUUGAAACUCUUGAUCAGAAAGGAGAUGAAGUCCUUAAUUGCCAGUGUAAUCAAAAUGGACCAGAUGAAUGCAAAAAUGAAGAUAAACCAGCUAAGGAGACACUAGAUGGUGAAGAGAGAGAGACUGUCAUAGCACCUAACACAGACGUAAGCCACAACCAAAAGGAUCUGCUAGUUGGUUCAGCCAGUAACAACCCAUUGUCCAGUGGUAGUUCAAAGAAAGGCAGUUUGAAAGGAGACUCUCAACGUAUUUCUGGUAGUGAGGAGUCCGCAGAUGACAUGAUAGACAUCAUCUACACGAACUGCAGUAAAAAGUCUACAGAAGGCAUGUUAGACUUCAGAGCAUCUAGUACCCUUGAUAGUGGUGCAGGGCAAGAUAGACUGAUGUUACAGGAAACCUUGGUGGGUACUCUGUCUCAGAGAGGUGAACUGAAUGCUGCAUUUAUCGGAAUGAUUGGCCAGGACUCAGAUUUCCCAGAUGCUACGUCCUCUACAGGGCAGCCUCUGGAAAUUAAAAAAUCAUGUGAAGAGAAAGUAAGCAGAUCAUUAAAAGAUUGUGAAAUGGAGGUGUGUCCAGACUCUUGUGCCCAUGAUAUAGAGUCUGUUGCAGAUCAUGAACCAAAUACAAGAACACUGGAUAGAGUAAAUGUGUCCUUAAAUUAUAUUCAUCAUGAAGAGCAAGUUAAAGAAACAUCUCUUAGAGAAACACAAGGAAUGAUUAAAGGAUCAAGACUGGAAAUAAAUUCUGAUUUUGAUAAGGACAGUACCUUUGGAAUUUCCUCGAAAGAGUUGCUGUCUUCUGGAUGUCCAGAUGAGAACCCUGCUCCCAUAGGGAGCCUGAAAUCCAUUGAGAUAAUGCCUUCGUAUCUGUCUUCUCACAAAAAUUCGGAAAGUAACGUUAAUAGUGAAGAAACUCACCUGGAAAAUCUUUUUAAACCAAAAGAUGGUGAAAUGCUUUGUGAAAACGUGGGGCAUCACACCGUCCUGCUUGAGACGAAGGAAAGAGCACCAGGAGAUGGGAGUAAUUCUAGUGAAGGAGUCAGAAUAGACAUUGGUGUGCAAAAUUUGCCUUUGACAAUAGAAACAGGAACUAAAUUGAGAGGAGAAAAAACUGAAGGACGUCGGAGGGGACCCGUGGGUCACUUAACUGUCAGCGUAGAGUCUGAGGAGAUGAUUACCAGAGAAGCUGGUCGUGGUGAUAAAAUAAGAGAGACCCCGUCUAAGUCCCAGAAGAUGCUUGGUGAUGAAGAGCAGCAAAGGCAGAGGGCUUUGGACUACAUGUUGCAGAAUGAAGAGGAAUAUAUACAUCAAAAAGAAGUACACACGAUAUUGGAACAAUACACAUCAUCUAACAUGUUAUCAGAUGAGUUGCAAGAUAAGAACCAAGCUAAAGAUUGCAGAAGUGGGUCCACCAUGAUGAAGGAAAUCACCCUAGCAAAGCUGGCCCAGGGCAGCAGAGCUGCACAGUUCCAGAAGUUGGAAGAUCCAAAGGAGGAAAGCUUGUGUCAUCCAUUAAAAAGGGCCAUGGAGUCGUGCACAGGUCCUUGCCUUCAUGGUGCCCCUCAGAAAGCACAAGACCCCGAUUUUGCUGGGUGUGAUGAAAUACGCGGUGCCUUUGGGAACACAUCAUAUCAGAAAAGAGUGCUUCCCUUAAAGAAGCAGCCCCAUCGAACAUGUAAGAAAGUUUCCUAUCAGGAGCAAGUCACCAUGGGGAAAAAAAUAAGUAAAAUCAGAAGCUCUGCCUUUUUCAAGAGUUCCUCUGAAACCGUCCCCACAAAAGCACACAGAUUUCUCAGUUCAUGUGCCGUGCCUGCACCUGCACAAUUGGAACCUGAAAGAGAACCAACCAGGAGCUUAACGAGCCACAUACCAAAGCAGAAGGCGAUUCCAUGCCAUCCCUUGAGGAGCCUGAAUGUUAGGAAGCCUACCAAAGAAUCAGCCUUACUUAGCAAGCUGUCCAUUCUUGCCUCCAAACUGGUCCCAGCCACAAAGACCCAGAAACUAAGAUAUCGGCGGUGUUCCUCUGAACUUCUUCCAGUGGCUAAAAGCUACAAGCGGCUCAGAUACAAAAGGCUUCUGGAUGGAUUUUCAUACAAUACAAUGCAGCUGAAUCCCUAUUUGGCAGCUGGUGGAUGGGAUAAGAGACCUAACAGUAAGUCCUUGACACUUUAUUCACUCGAAGCCAUCAAAAUGAGCUUCAUAGAUUUGAGCAACAAGGUGCCAUCACUGCUGUUUGGUUCGGAAGUUUUCCCGGUAUCUUUUCACAUGAAAUCGGGCUCUGAGUGCAUGACCGAGUCCCCAAGGACUUUUCCUGAGCACUGUGCUCCAGCCAGGCUCGCCUUAGGAGAGGCCCCCAGGUGCCUGUCUCAACCUCCCAAGUGGACCUUUUCUUUUUUCUUGUCCCACAGUUGUCCUGGGAUGGCCACAUUCAGGGAAGACACUGGCCUCCAUGGUCAGGCAUGUGCCCAGGCUCCUUCACAGUCUCCAGGUCUUCUCCAAGACUAUGGAGGCACUGCCAUAGUCCAGACCAGAGCAGGCUGCUCUGUCCUUGGCCUUCACACACUUCUAGCACUUUGUUCUCCUGGAUGUUACCGAAUCUGGACAAAAAAACGGAGCUUCUCUAGUCACAUGCCUACCAUGCAGAGGCUCUUCAUGACCCAGUUUACACAGGGCUUAAAAGGGUUAAGAUCUCCAGCCUCCAUAGCAGACAAGGUCUUCUGUUCUCUUCCGUACUCGGUGGGCCGAGUGCUUUCCAUUUGGAGCCAGCAUGGGCCUUCUGCCUGCCCCUUCGAAAUCUCUACUCUUCAUUCCACUCACAGCAAGCAGCAGCCAACUCUGAGCACCACGAGCAGCCACACCAUGUUACCAUAUGUGCCUCUUCCAGGCAUGGAAGCUUCUUAUAACACCAGUGGCAGUCAGAUGAGACUAGAACCUCCAUUCCCUGCCUUGGUACCAAAGUCUUGCUUGGUAACAGACUCAGCUGUCAGCAAGCUCCUGCUUUCAGCCUCCGAGUUCCAGGUUCCUGAAUUUGAUGAGCUGGAUAGUGUGGCAGCGUCAUGCCCCCAUCCACAGAGCAGCCCUCCAGAAGAGAAGGAGGCUGAGCCAGAGAAGAGGCCAAAGAAAGUCUCACAGAUUCGUAUCCGGAAAACCAUUCCUAAGCCAGACCCUAAUCUUACCCCUAUGGGCCUUCCUCGACCCAAAAGGUUAAAGAAAAAGGAGUUUAGUUUAGAAGAAAUCUAUACCAAUAAGAAUUAUAAGUCUCCUCCUGCAAACAGGUGUUUGGAGACCAUCUUUGAGGAACCUAAGGAACGAAAUGGUACGCUAAUCUCAAUCAGCCAGCAGAAGAGAAAACGAGUUCUAGAAUUUCAGGAUUUUACCGUCCCACGAAAGAGGAGAGCUCGUGGUAAGGUCAAGGUGGCAGGCAGCUUUACCAGGGCGCAGAAGGCAGCUCUGCAGAGUCGGGAGCUCGAUGCUCUGUUGAUACAGAAACUAAUGGAAUUGGAGACAUUUUUUGCCAAGGAAGAGGAGGAUCAGGAGCGACCAUCUGGUUGUUGAGAAGCAAUUCAGUUUGGGGGUCUCAAUUUUAGGUUUUCCAGGCUCCUUGGAAGAGGUUGCCUAAUUUUGCCCUACCACCCAAACUACUCAAGAUGCAGUCCAUGGAUUUUUACCUAUUUUAAGGUGCAACCUUUUUAGGAAAUGGUGAAGGAGGGUCCUCUACUUCUACUGCUGAGUAUUGAACCUCAGGAAUGCUCCCUUUAUCCUAGAAAUGGUCCUGAAUGACAUCUGGCCUCCUCCCCCCGCCCCCCACUCGCCAUCCUCAGGAGGAGGACACAGCACACCUUCAGUAACACUAGGAUUCCAAGGACUCACAGCAUUUGCACGUCCGUGUGAAAGUUCUGCAUUGUUUACGGUGGUGCUAGACCAAGAUUAUUUAGAGACAUGGCCUAGGGAGGGGGACCUGGUGUCCUGUCCUGUGUAGUCACACCGGCUCAUUUCAGUAGUUGAGGAAAGAUGAGCUGUUGUGUUUCCUAAUCCUCUGAGUCUGUCUGCCUAGAACCAUGUGUGCGUGCGUGCGUGUGUGUGUGUGUGUGUGGCUUUUUCCCAUCAUUUUCUCCCCUCUGUGACUGUGGGUCACUAGUGCCAGAGGAGCCCGUCCAGGCCCCAUUCGAAGUAAGUUGCACUUUUUAAUGUUGUGGUGUUGAUUAUUUUCAUUUGUUUUAUUUCCUUUUUUUUUUUUUUUUGUAUUAUUGCUGCAUGUUUGGAGCCUUUAAAUGUGAUUUUAAAACAAAAUUUUUAAGACACCAAGGAGAAAGACAAUACACAUCUUCAGAAUAUAUGACAGGCAUUUGACCCAGUGUAUCAGUGCAUGGUUUGGGACAAUGGAGAGACAUUUUUCCAUCAUGUGUUUCAAGCAGCCCCUUCCCCAUCUCUACCUUCCAGUGUAACUCGUUAGAGGGAGUACUUUUUCAUCUGGGUUCUCAUUCUUGCUCGUUAAGUUGAUGUGUUUAUUUUAAUGAUGGGAGGAAGAGCAGGUUUUCCUCCCAGCCAUUUAAAAAAUAUGAAUGUUGGGUGUGGUCUUAAUGGGUUAUAUCCGAAAUGGUAGUAUAUAACAAAAUUGGGCAUAACAGCUCAGGCUGUGAUAAAGGUCAACCCAGAGUGUGCUCCAGAAGUGGGGAGUGAGACAGAGCAUGGUUCAGACCCAGUGAUGCAUCCUUGUGGUGGGAUCAUGAAAUUCUACCACCAGCCCUCACUGAGGACACCAUCGUAUUUGGGGCUGUGUCAAACCUACUGGAAAUUUUGUGGAGUGCCAGAGUUAGCAGUGUCCUUUAUAUGGGCCUGCGGGAAUCCGUGGCUUAGAAGGACACUAUAUGGGUCAGCCAGGCCCAAAGGUGUCAUUCCUUUUCCACUUAACUCCUGUGUGCCCUUGCCUUGCUUCCCCCUACCUCCUUCCCUUGUGUUUUAUCUUUCUUUCUCUCUUGCUCUCAAAACUAAAGUUCAGAGAAUUAACAUUCCUUGGCUGGUGAGUGAGAUGCGACACCCAGCCUCAGGACACUGGUCACCUCUUCCCGUUCUCCUAGGAGCCUCUGCUGGGAAGCAUCCGCCCCUAGAGACUGUCAGAACUCCAGAGAUAUUUUCAAAGCCAGUCUGUUAGAGAAGAAUGAGUGGUGCCGUCCUGGAGUGUGUCUCCUAGGGUUCCUUUGUCUCCCCAUUUGUGAGUGGAUGGAGAGAUGGGGUGGGGGCGGGGGGUCUCUAUGUGCCUUUCCUUUGCAGGUUGACAGUCUAUGCUGCACUGGAGCAGAAGAACUGACAUGAGCAAGAAAAAAAAAAGUGCCACGUCUGUCUUCUAGGCCCACUGCCUCAGGCAUAGCAUUUAGUAAGUGAGAUACAUACUUGGUGACCACAGAGGCUUCUAAGGCCUUGGCCAAAUAGCAUUAGAAGAGGGCCACACUUCCACACUGGCUCUGAAUGAUAUGAACCAGAUUCUGUCGUUCUAUAUCCGCUUUGCCCAGACUGUAUAGACACGACCUGUGUUUCACCUCAGUACCUCUCCCUUCCUGGGACAAGGUCCUUGGACACUAAAUGCUUCUCUCUUUUUGCCUAAAGGAGUGGGAUUAGUAAUCCAUUGCAUCCUCCAACAGAUGUUUUUAGGGAGUGCUGCUGGACAGCGUGCAAACUCCCAGCAACUCAACAGAGCCCUGUUUGCCAGCUCCAUUGCCAGUGUAGACGAGUUAGUAAUGUGGCAGCCAUGUCAUCUACCAGACUGAAGUUGAGUGGGCACAGCUGUGGCAUCACCACCAUUACAGAAACACAAUUUCAAGUUUGCGCUUUAUAGGCAUGGCACUUGGAAGAGCCAGGAGCAGUGAUUUGGAACACUGGAGGGAUGGAGGAAGUGAGGCCUGGGCUCUCUCCUUGUCCUGGCCAUGUGGGAGAGAAGCAGCUCUGAGGCAGCCCUGCCUAUCCUUGAAAAUCUUGGCCUGACCCCUGACUAGGGCCUUUCCCCUGCUCCAAAGUUAAGAAGGGGCCCCCAUUGCAAACUUGAAAUUGCUUGCCUGAAGUCGACGCAUCAACUUCUAACCAUGCUCAGCCAACCUGUUUUAGCAUCCAUUUUCAUCAUUGGCCUGGCCAGCUUCAAUGCUUUCUGUGGUCCUCGGAGCCUGUGGAAGCUGCCUGCAAUGGGAGGCAUUAGUCGGUUGCUGGCACACCACCUGGCCAGAGCUACUGGAGGUCUCCUGGGUUGGAGGCUGGUACAACUUCUGAGUAUGGGGACUUCCUACCCCAAGUGGUGGGAAGUUACAAUUAACAUGAUUUACUCAGCUAUAACUCAACUCCAGAGGUUUAGUGUUUUUAAUACGGGAAAGAGAGGAGAAAUCUCAGGUCCAAUCAGGGUUCUGCCCAUCAGCUUUUCACUGAAACUUCAAAGAUGGGUUGUUGUUUUGUUUUUUGGGUUUUUGUUUUUGUUUUUGUUUUCCCCAUCUUUCAGUUUAUAGCUACAUUUUCCUCUCAUCUGCUCCCCACCCACUUUCCCCUUCUCUUUUGGUCACCUUUCCAGCUUCAUUUUUCCAUUCGUUUAAAUGUACCUCAUCACCUAUUCAAGCAGAUUAUGUCCACUUUUUCUUAGUGACCUUACUCUAAGAGCUACAGCUGAGGGAGGUACAAUGGAAAGACAUGUAGCGUUUGCCUUACUUGGAGCCUGAAGAGCUUAGAAACUCAUGCUGUGAAUCCCAAAACUCAGCGCUCCUUCACGAGCUGUGAAAAUCAUGACACUUUGUCACAGUUUUGCCUGAAAGGGUCUUUUGCGUGGGCACCAGAGCCAACCUGAGGUAAAUUCCAGAUCUUACCAUCUGGGCAUGAUCCCUCCCCCCAGGGUUCACUCCCUGCCCACCAGACUGAGAGCCUGUGGAGUGUGCGGGACUAGGGCAGCAGAGCCAAGGCAUUGGCACAGCCUAAUGGAACGGCACAGCCAGCGCUCCAUCCCCAGGCUGGGAUUCCAUCUCAUAAUUCCAUGUAUAGUAAGAUCUGCGAAAGACCAACUUUUAGUCAGUGAUACUUUUCUCCCACCACCCGAGGGAGAAGUACCCAGUUGGUGCUUUCUUUAAUUCCCUUGUUUUGUUUUGUUUUGUUUUGUUUCUGGAAGCUUUUCCCCUGGUAUCAUGGAAAGGACCUCUUAAACACCACAUUGUGGGUGGCUGUAUCCAAAGUCUAAAUAAUUGGCCAGAGGUAUGGAAUAGCCUUUCCUGGAUUCAUCCACGGGAAGGGCGCCUUACCACAACUGCACUUCUUAAUGUAAACAGCUGACUUCGGAGGAAGGCUUAGUUUCACAAAAAUCAAAGUUUCACAUUAUCAUUUAACUAGAAAUGGAGCAGCAAAUGCUAAUUUGAUUAUAAAGUGAGGGUCCCCAUAAAGCCCUCCAUCUAGCACAGCAUAUUCUCAGAUUUGAUGCUUGUUCAUUGUGUGUCUUCAUGAGCCCCUCCCUGGUGCUGAAUUGGCUUUGAAUUCCUGGUGAGAGGCCUCAGCAUCUCCUUGGGCUGGUCUGGGCCAGUAAAUCGCUGCCUGAAGUGUUUAUAUAUUAUCAUGGUCAAUAGUUCAGUGAAAUUUGUACAUUUUUGGUAACAUUGGCAUACAAGAUGCCCCUGCAGUUCCUUUUCUGUUUGGUAGUUUGUGACUCUAAAAUUCCCACUGUUAUGUGUGUUAAUUUAUGAAAAUAAAAUUUUUUUUGAAAACCUUUCAAA
This is a messenger RNA of Lontra canadensis (Northern American river otter), 10878 nucleotides long. It is a transcript of the gene PRR14L, whose product is annotated as proline rich 14 like. The record is from RefSeq and is a predicted model, not a curated record. Lineage: Eukaryota; Metazoa; Chordata; Mammalia; Carnivora; Mustelidae. The transcript is spliced from 11 exons. The coding region runs from base 266 to 6703 and encodes 2145 amino acids.